Trichomonas vaginalis G3 is the source of this 408-nucleotide messenger RNA. RefSeq names its product regulation of response to stimulus. The record is from RefSeq and is a predicted model, not a curated record. The transcript has a single exon. Lineage: Eukaryota; Parabasalia; Trichomonadida; Trichomonadidae.
UUGGAGUAUCAGUCACUUGAAGGUGAUUUUCUUAAAAAUGCCAAAUCAUGCGAGGAAGUUAUCACAUCUGUAAAUUAUACUGAGGAUCAAAUUGGUGGAAAGACAAUCACUCAUAAAAUUGGACCAGAAACUCCUGAUGAACAGCCAGAAAAUCCUAAUAACCAACCAGAAAAUUCUGAUAAUCUACCAGAUAACAAAGAAAAUCCUAAUGAUCAAAAAGAAGAUAGUGACAAUAAAAAAGGAAAUAACAAGACAGGCAUUAUUGUGGGAGUGACUGUUGCUUUACUUGUUAUUGUAGCUAUUGGAGUUAUUUGUUUCAUUGUUUACAAGAGAAAAUUUGCACAUAAAGAUGAUGAUGAUUCGAAUAACGAUGAAGAGAAAAACAAUGCUAGAUCAGAAAUUUCAUAA